Morus notabilis is the source of this 1922-nucleotide messenger RNA. RefSeq names its product histone-lysine N-methyltransferase setd3. Gene Ontology annotation, molecular function: protein-lysine N-methyltransferase activity. Gene Ontology annotation, biological process: peptidyl-lysine monomethylation. Lineage: Eukaryota; Viridiplantae; Streptophyta; Magnoliopsida; Rosales; Moraceae. The record is from RefSeq and is a predicted model, not a curated record. Bases 12 to 1751 code for a protein of 579 amino acids. The transcript has 16 exons.
UCUCACAAGUCAUGACAACAAUGGCGAAUGACGAAGAAGAAAGCAAACUUCAAUGUUUUCUCCAGUGGUUACAGGUUAACGGAGUCCAACUUCGCGGUUGCAAAAUCAAGCUCUGUGAUUCGAAUAAAGGGUUCGGGAUUUUCUUCGUUAAUGAUGUUUCUUCUGAUGCUUUAGGGGUUCUACUAGUGGUUCCACUUAAUUUAGCAAUAACACCUAUGAGAGUGCUGCAAGAUCCUCUUAUUGGGCAAGAAUGCAGAGGAAUGUUUGAAGAGGAGGAAGUGGAUGACAGAUUCUUGAUAAUCUUGUUCUUAACUAUAGAGCGCCUCCGUAGGAAUUCUUCGUGGAAGCCGUACCUCGAUAUACUUCCAAACACUUUUGGUAAUCCGCUUUGGUUUAGUGAUGAUGAGCUUUCAGAGCUGAAGGGAACAACAUUGUAUCGAGCAACAGAAUUGCAGAAGAGAAAUUUGCUGUCUUUAUAUGAUGAUAAAGUGAAGAGUUUGGUGAAGAAACUUUUGACUCUUGAUGGAGGUUCAGAAAGAGAGGUGUGCUUUGAAGAUGUCCUAUGGGCAAACUCUGUAUUUUGGGCUCGCGCUUUAAAUAUUCCUCUCCCACAAUCUUUUGUAUUUCCACAAAUUGAAGGAACAGAAUAUGGUAGCUCUUCAAUUGAAAAAAGUACCAACUUGUCCACAAAUAAUUGCUUGGGGGAGUUUGUCAAAGGAAUGGAUGAAAAAAGAUAUCAGCUAUAUGAGGUUGAUAGCCAAGUAAACGGAGAAACAUCCACUUCAGCACAAGGGGAGACUGUUUGGGUUGAGGGUCUUGUUCCUGGCAUUGACUUUUGUAACCAUGAUUUAAAGGCAACCGCAACUUGGGAAGUGGAUGGAACUGGGUCAAUAACUAAACUUCCUUCCUCUAUGUAUCUUCUUUCUGCUGGACAAAGUCCCUUCCAGAUGGACAAAGAAAUUACAAUAAGUUAUGGGAACAAAGGCAAUGAGGAACUGCUUUAUUUAUAUGGGUUUGUCCUAGAAAAUAAUCCAGAUGAUUAUCUCAUGGUCCAUUAUCCGGUGGAAGCAAUUCAGAAUAUUCCUUUUUCUGAUUCGAAAGCACAGCUUCUUGAAGCACAGAAAGCUGAAAUGAGGUGUCUUUUAGCUAGGAGUCUGCUGGAUCAUGGCUUUUUCCCACAAGGCGUCCGGAAAGAUGAACAAGAUGAUAAACACAAACGUGACCAAGUAUCCAGCUAUAGCUGGAGUGGCCAGCGCAAGAUACCAUCAUAUGUAAACAAAUUGAUUUUCCCGGAAAAUUUCCUGAGUACCUUGAGGACCAUAGCCAUGAAAGAAGAUGAGAUUCUUAAGGUUUCAGCACUACUGGAAGAGCUUGUUGGAUCGGAAGAAGAGCGACCACCAUCUGAUACAGAAGUUCGAGCUGCUGUGUGGGAGGCAUGUGGGGAUUCAGGAGCUCUGCAGUUGCUUGUUGAUCUUCUCAACAUCAGGAUAACGGAACUCGAAGAACAUUCUGGAACAGAGGACUCCGAUACAGAUUUGCUAAAAAGGGCAGAGGUUUUUGAGAGUGGGGAGCAGUACAUUAUCAGGGAGAGCAAAGCCAGCGGAGACACCGAUGACUCUGCAGAAGGCUACUUAAUUAGCAGAAACAAGUGGUCAAGUAUAGUGUACCGGCGAGGCCAAAAACAACUCACCCGUCUAUUUUUUAAGGAAGCUGAGCAUGCCUUAGAAUUAGCUCUAGCUGAACGCAACUAAAUUCCCUGCUUCUGCCAGUUAUUUUUUUAUUCUUAUUUUAUUUUAUUAUUUUUUUCCUACUUCUAAAUAAUACCCAUCUUUUUACAAUUAUAAAAGUAUACAAAGGCAAAGCUUGUGUGCCAUUUCUUCUGUCUCACUGUAGCUAUCAUUAUUUACUUCAAAAUUUUGUUA